Messenger RNA from Prorocentrum cordatum, 585 nucleotides. The record is from the annotation of a GenBank genome assembly. NCBI's taxonomy places the organism in Eukaryota, Dinophyceae, Prorocentrales, Prorocentraceae.
AUGACCACCGCUGCGCGGGUGCUCCUGGCCAGCGCCGUUCCCGCGGUGGCGAGGGCGCUGUCCGCCGGGGCGUUCUACGAGGAGGCGAGCUCCUUCGAGGCGUCGGUCGACGUGGCCUUCCAGGAGGUGGCGAUGGCGGGAUGCCUGCGCGCACCCAUGAGCUUCGGCGAUUACGCGGAGAAUUACGGGCGCAAGUACGCUCGCGACUCCGCAGAGUACGAGGUACGCGCUGCGCUCUUCAACGACCGGCAGGAGGCGGUCCGCCUCCACAACUGCGCCGCCGCCACGCCGAGUGGCCCGCUCUGGGUCGAGAAGGUCAACCACCUGUCGGACCGGACCCCCGAGGAGCUAACGCGGCUGCUGGGCCACAAGUCCAACCGCAACGUCGACGCCGAGGCCACGCGUGGCUCUUCCCUCCUGGCCACUCGCGGCAACGUCUUCCACGACUCGACGAUGCCCAGCGAGUUCUCCUGGGCGAACCUGAGCGUCAUCGCGGCCCCGAGCGCUGAUCAGGGCGAUCCCUCUGGCUUCGCGGGCUCACGUCCGGGUGGAGAAAAAACUCCAGAGGGUGUUGCCGCACUUUAA